Messenger RNA from Eufriesea mexicana, 1491 nucleotides. RefSeq names its product membrane-bound transcription factor site-2 protease (gene S2P). NCBI's taxonomy places the organism in Eukaryota, Metazoa, Arthropoda, Insecta, Hymenoptera, Apidae. Gene Ontology annotation, molecular function: protein binding; metalloendopeptidase activity. Bases 1 to 1491 code for a protein of 496 amino acids. Gene Ontology annotation, cellular component: membrane; cytoplasm. Gene Ontology annotation, biological process: regulation of response to endoplasmic reticulum stress; membrane protein intracellular domain proteolysis. The transcript has 6 exons. The record is from RefSeq and is a predicted model, not a curated record.
AUGGAAGCUUUAAGCGUGCUAAUUGCAAUAGGUCUUAUUCAUUGUUCGUUAUUCUUUUUUGACACAAUCUUCAAGUCAUGUUCACAUUAUCCAUAUUUUUAUUUUCUGAAAAACACUGGUAUAGAAAUUCAAAUAUUACGAAUAAAAUGGUUUACUACAGCAUUUAAUCGUAAGAUAAUUAAAUGGGGGAUGGAUCGUUCAAAAUUUUGGACUGCUUGGUUUAAUGCAGGUGUGAUUGUUAGUAUAAUUCUUUUGCCUAUUGCUACAAUUGCAAUUUUAAGAAUGACAUUUAAUAUAUGGAUUAAUGGACCAUCUCUUGAAAAUACAAAUUCUGAACCUUUAUUAGAGCCUAUGUUACCUGGAAUAGAUGUGCCCUUUAAUGAAAUUGGAUGUUAUAUCAUUACAUUAGCAACUUGCAGUAUCAUGCAUGAGUUAGGGCAUGCAUUGGCUGCAGCGAGAGAAGAUGUUCAACUAUUUGGCGUGGGAAUAUUAAUUGCUUUUACAAUACCUAUAGCUUAUGUACAUAUAAGUAGUGAACAACUUAGUUCAUUACCAUUAAAAAAUCAACUAAGAAUUACUUGUGGAGGAAUUUGGCAUAACAUAGUACUUGCUAUAGUUGCUGCAACCAUUCUUAUGCUUUCUACAUGGUUGUGGGCACCAUUAUAUGUAGUUGGGAAUGGAAUUUAUGUAAAAACUAUUUUACCUAAUUCACCUGUGCUACGACCAACAGGACUAUCUGAACAAGAUUUGAUAUACGAGAUAAAUGACUGCCCUGUAAAACAUACUGAAGAUUGGUAUAAUUGUAUAUUAAAUACAGUUAAUCAACCAGCUGUUGGAUAUUGUGUUAAACAAUCAUUUAUUCAGGAAUAUGAUGAGUCAGUUCCAUCUAAACAGAAAACCAAUGGCGUUAUAAAUUGUUGCACAUCAGACAGUGAAUCUAGUGGAAGUUUAUGUUUUGAAUACAUUGAAGGACCACAAGCAGCUCCUUUACAUUUACCUCCCCAUUCUUGUCUUCCAGCAAGAACUAUGAUCAAUCAGUCACUAAACUUUUGUCAUGCUAGUCAUGAAUGCGUAUUUCAUGAUACUCAUUGUUUAAGACCUUCCUUUGAUAAUAUAACUAAGAUUGUUCAAAUAAAGAGGAGAGAGGGAAAGGAUGUUUUAUUUCUCGGACAUCCAGCUGAUAUUUACCGAACAGUCGAUGUAUCUGACUGGAUUCCUAAAUAUUCAUUUUUGAGUCCUAGAUUACCAGAAACUUUAACACUGCUUUGCAAAUACAUUACAAUAUUUUCUGCGGGAUUAGCAGUUACUAACAUUGUGCCUUGUUUCUUUCUAGAUGGACAAUAUAUUAUAAAUAUACUUAUACUUUAUUUAUUAAAUUUUAUGCCCCACAAUAAAAAUGUUAGACAAACCGUUAUAUUAACUAUAACAAGUAUAGGUACAUUACUUCUCACUAUAAAUUUAUUGUAUGUACUUACGAAUAAAUUAUUAUAA